GCUCAGUGAAGGAUUGUUCGUGCUAGUGAACGGUACAUGUCAUGGCACGGCGCUCGAAAUCAUUUCCAGAGAUGACUCUCACGCUGUGUGACGAUUGACGGGACUUCAGUUAAGCGUGUGAGCGGUGAUAUUCUUGGCUAUGGCUACAGACGAGGAAAGUGUCGAGCCGCGGGGCGACACAGUCUGGAGUGUAUUUUUGGACAUACUGUGGUGGAUGCCAGAAAUGCUAGCUAGCUCAGUAGAACAUUGGACAUGGUGGUUGCGGGGCGGUGGUUCAUCCGACACAAUGGACACCCUCAACACGUUGCUUCUAGGCUGGCUCUUCUCGGCCAUUCUUAUAUUAGGUCUUCUCAAGCUUUUGUACGAUAAAUUUUUGCGCGGUGACGAAGAUGAGGUUUAUAUCGAUGACGUAACUAAAGCGGCAGCUGUUUCUUCUACUGACGAAGUAAGAACAGAAACUAGUCCUCAGCAACAACAGCAGCAGGAAGAACGUAGGGUGCCCACUAUUGUACCUGCUGUAUCAGCAUUACCUGCUGGUUCAGCUGGAGCAGCUGCUGGUCAGGACGCCGAUGCUGUACGCUGGAUAAACACAGUCAUGGCUUGGCUUUAUAGAGGACCUCAUUCGGCCAUAGCUGGACCCUACCUAUCGCUGCUCAAUGACAUGACCGCACGGACUGCGCUUGAGACUGGGGUGCUUAUCGAGGUGGUGGAGUUGCUGCCGGCCACCCCGUCCCCGGUGCUGCGGAACAUCGUUGUCGACUGCGCGGCUGACGACUCCAUGAGCGUGACGUGCGACUGCGAGACGAGCUUGUUCCUGCGCGUUCAGACGACACGCACCCACCGCGACGUGACCACCGAGAGCGAGUACGCCGCCGCAGUCCAGCCAAUGAGAGGCCGCCUCAACGCCGCUAUCCUGCCCCACGCCUGUAAAACUGUCAUCAAGUUUGAUGGCUGGCCUGAGGUGAAUAUUGAGCUGGAAGGUAUCCGCAACAACGAGAAAGGACUUGGCGAAAAGGAGCUGCAAGAAGUCAUCAAGGAGGUCUUGAGCAGCGCGAUCAGAAGUAUGGACCUGGAAGUGGAUUUAUCGACAGACGCGAGUUUUCCGCGUUUCAAGCGAGGCAGGGAACUACCCGACACAGUGGUACCGGUGGGCUACGAUUCGAUGGUACGUGAGCACCAGACGCACCCACCCGUCCUUAAGCCGAAAAUCGCACCACCGGUUAAGCUUCGGGACAUACCAAGUGUUAGUCUCGGCGAGAGUAGCUUUUUACCGAAAGAUUUAGGAUAUCCUGAGGUUCCGUCUUUGCAUAGUCUAUUAACCCAGAAUGCUAGUCCAAUUUUGACUCAUAGAGAAGAGCGACUAAUUGCUAAAGAUGUGACUUCCUUCGAACCAAAUUUCCCGUUCUCUAGUGGUACAUCUGAUCCCACAAACUGUGGUGUCAGUUACUGCGAAAUCAGAAAAGAAAUUACAAUGGGUCAGAACGAUUAUAUUCCUCCAAACUUUUUGGAGCGAGUGACGGCUGCCACUCUAGCUAAAGUCGAGGAGAAAACGCACUCUGACCCGGUUGGCCUAUUUCCAAACUUUUCAGAAGAACCCAGAGUUGAUUCCAGACGGUCUUCUUUUGACCACAUUCCCUAUGAUAGCGAAUACGAUGAAGAUGAAGACUUUGAUGAUUAUCUUGAAGGUCACCCCGUUCGAAAACCUGUUUCGAAAAAAGAUCAUCACUCAGCCAUUGAAGUAAGGGAGUUAGUUACAAAGAUCAGCGAAGUUUCAAGUAAGCCGGUCUUAGAUCCUCUGCCCAAAAACGUAGAAGUUGUUCCUCAUUCUGCAGCAACACCAUUAGGAGCUAUGGGGCUGCCACACCACCCAAAAAGCAAUUUUGUUCCAAGCUUCACCACAGCACCCCAGCCGCUGGGGCUCAGCGCCCUCAACGGCAAACGACUGCUCGUCAAGAUCGUUAAAGCCACUGGUGUCGGCUGCAACAAAAGCUCAGUGAACGCUUACGUGAUUGUGGAAAUGGACGAGCCUAAUCAGAAAUUCACGACCGCGACCAUCAAAGAAACGGACUCGCCUUUUUGGGAUGAGCAAUUUUUGUUUGAGCUAAGUGACAUGACGCUGGAGCUUCUGUUCGAGCUGUACGACGAGUGCGACAACAGCUUCCUCGGUCUGGGCAUCGUGGGCAUCGAGGAGCUCGUAGCUACGCCCUCGCAGCGCCAGAUCAUCCCCCUACAGGCCAGGCCCUACGAGGACGACGCUGUCUCCGGCACCCUCACUGUCGAGUUCCUUUUUUUGGACGGCGGAGACUUGCCAGACCUGACCGUGCGCUGCAGUAAAGUCCAGCAGAGCAUCAGUCCACAAGGGGAACGCGUCAAGACCACAACCACCACCUACACUAAACUGCCUCUCGCCACUGAGACGAUGGUUAACGGCCACGACAGCGUGACGGCCUCAGCGUUGCGAGGGCUGGAGCAGACCUCCACGGCUGCCACACAGCCUGUCACGGCCAACGCAAAGUCUACAGUCAUCAUACACGCCUCGAAAAAGGAACCAGCAAAGAAAUUAAUACAGGUAUCUCGCUUGCCCGGAGGGGAGUAUUCAGAGCGAGAAGAUUCCUACUCCCAGUUUGACGAAGAGCCGAUGUUAGACGAGCCUGAAGAAGGCACCGAUUCAGACGACAACUACGUCGUCAACACACUUCAGUAUCCUUUCCCCACCACCGGUUCCUCGUCACUGCCACCCACCAAAGCCUCGUCCGUGGUGGAGACUUCGUCGGCCGCCUCUACUGCAGCGGCUGCCAGAGAGUCGCCCUACGGUCACUCGGCCGACACUGGCGACGAAAACAUAGAAUUAGAAGAUGAUGGGCGAGGGCGCAGCAGAAACAAGCCCAAGAAGGAAUCGUUUUUUGGCACACUGAAGAAAAGGUUUAGUCGCUCCAAGGUCCGGUCUCAGAGUAUGGAACCUUCGUCCCAGCGGGCGAAGAGAGGGCGGUCUCCCCCCAACGACGCGCCCCGCACAGCGACCGUGGGACGCUCCGUCAGCAUGGAGCGCUCAGCCAAACUCAGGCCCACGGAACCUAAGGAGGAAAAAAGAAAAAGCCUCCCAACUCAGAACUCUUCUCCUCAGUCGAGCUCCGAACAUCACUCCACAAGUCCUUCCCACUACUUGUAUCUACUGCACCGACAAGGUUUGUUGUCAGUGCCUAAGCGCGGCAGCCGUGAGCCCGCGGAGCUGAGAAGCGACACAGGGUCGGCCCGGUCCUCGCUGAGCGAGACCUCAGGCUUGAGCAGCUCUUCUACACGCACCUACGUCAACGAGGCCUCCAUGCUUAUCAUUGAGGCGCUCGAGAAUGGCGUACUGAGGCACUACUUGGUACCAGUAUCGCUACAGCAGCGCAAUAGGUGGCGUAAAAGAGGCACCAAACUACACGUCUUCUGCGCCCACACCUUCGUCGCGAAACACAUCUCCAGCUCGCUGAACUGCGCGGUGUGUGAGCGCAGUUUCAACCGUCGUCUGGGCAAGCAGGGCUACGAGUGCCGGGACUGCGGGCUCAAGUGCCACAAGCCGUGCCAUGUCAGGACAGAGCUGCAGUGCCCGGCCUCUACCGUCAACGACAUGGACUUAGAGUACAUCAGGGACCCGAGGGAAGAGAGGAAACAGAAAAACCAAAAACUUUGACGGAACAACUUGACUUAGCUGGAUAUUUUUACGUGAAGGUUUACGUUGUCUUCUGUCUCCUUAGAACAGAAAUUGUUUGUUUAUGUACUUGUCAUGCUGUGCCGAGUCUAUCCACCAAAUUUUAUAGAAAAAUAAUUUUGUGUUGUUUGAUACCUCCGUUUGAAACGGUCUACGAAAUCACUAUAGGAAAAAAAUUCUUCAGACACAUUUCGUUUCCUGCUCUGAUAAUGGAAUGAAAAUGUUAUCGUAAGUGCUUUUCGUGUGUGGUUGUUGGCUGCUUUUUUAAUUAUCCUGUGAUUAAAGCGAGGAAAGAAUUAAGUGAAAGAAAAUAUUAGCUACAUUGCUAGAACAACUAAAUAGAAAUUAUUUGUUGCCAAAUAAAUUAGCAACAGUCUUUCAAAACUCCAUAGAAGAUGCCUCUUAAAGCUAUAAUAGUGUACGUUUAUGUGCCAUAUUCUAAUGCUAGUGUCGCAAUACUACUGAAAAUGGAUUUAUGUACUUAUUAACCAUGAUAAAAUGUAAUCAUAUAUAGUUACAUGCCAUCCAGUUAUAAGUGACAACAAGUAACCAAUCUCGUACCUAACCUGAUUGCUUGAUUGUUCAGCUCCUCAAAGACCAACUGUAGAUAGUCUGCUUAACGAUUUAUUUUUCAGCGUGAUUACUCAGUUUAAUGUUCUACUUAAAAUCCACCUGUCACAAUCCAACGGAUUACUCACAAGCUAUUCUUUAUCUCUUCAUAAAGCAAAGAGUAGAGAAAAUUUUAUUCGCUGCUGCGUUUCAUUUUUUCGCAUUCAGGCAAUGGACGAUUUAAAAAAUAAUAUUUUAUACCGAAAAGAUUACUUGCUACAACCAAAGUUUUGAAUUAUGACGAUCUGAAUCGUCGGUUGUUAAAUUGACGAAGAACUUGAAUUUAAAACUACACAUAUAUGUUUGAAACUCAUUUUUAUGUUUAAAACUCAUUUUAUGUUUAAAACUCAUUUUAUGUUUAAAACUUCAAUGUUAUGAUAGACACAAUUGACUUUCAACGAACAAAUCAAGUCGCAUGUAAUGACCCUGCCUUAUACUGUACAUCGUGUUUUUUAACCACAUGAAAAAUAUCAUGUACUCUCAAGAUUUUUAGCCUAUUUUGCGAAACUUAGUUUACUUUUAACCAGGAAAAAUGUUUGUUUCAUUUGUUUUCUACCACUACCGCGGAGGGACAAGAACGAAUGGCAGCAGGAGUGGCAGCUUGUAUCGUUACGAUCUUGAAUGACAUGUUUUGAAAUAUAUUUUUUUCGGACGAUCCAUGUAUUGAUGACAAUGAUGUUAUUGUCUAAAUUAAGGUUUAAUUCAUAACAUCCCCACUUUGGACAUCCUAAUUGCUUUUCAAUAUUACAAAUUCAACGUUAAAACGCAUGCUUUCGAAAAUAUAAAGCUCGUGACAAGUCUUCGUUGUCGCAAGUAAUAAAUUCUCUAUAGCAAAGUCACGAUUUUAUUACAUGUAAUGUAAUAUUACAGUUUCUCAGUGUAACUGUAAAUUUAUUGUUUCUACUGCCUUUUAUAGUGCCUAUGCUUCGUAUAACUAGCCUGUGCUUUAUUGCCUUCCCGUGAAAUGUUUGAAUGUUGCCAAGUGUAAGUGUUAAGCUUUACUAUUUUUAUCACCUAUGCAAUCAAAGGAUUUGUUGAUGUUCGCUCGUGUACUUAAGAAAUAAUGACAAGAACUUAUGCUUAUUCAGUUGCAUAAAUAAAAUUUUUCACUUAU
Molecule: messenger RNA, 5417 nt
Organism: Hyalella azteca
Lineage: Eukaryota; Metazoa; Arthropoda; Malacostraca; Amphipoda; Hyalellidae
Exons: 20
Coding region: 140-3676 (1178 amino acids)
Source: RefSeq, a predicted model, not a curated record